CACAUUCAAGAUUAUCCCGAGUUGGAGUCUGGGUCGUUUGUGCUGCAUGGUCAAAACCAAAACCUCGUCCAUAAUGAAUGGGAAAGGAAAUGAUCAUCUUCCCAGCACUUUUAUUGCUGUUCCAUUCUUUCUGUUUUUGUUAUUGGGUAGCAUCGGUCGAACAGAUGCUGUUGAUUGCGGCAAUUGCUUUUGUAGCGCAGAUGUCGACACGGGUUACCAGAAUGUCAUUUGCCUUGGAAUUCCCUUCACAGAGAUACAAAACACCUUCACUGGAAACACGGGAUUUGUUAAUAUUAAUCGUUUCGAUAUGGUACCGAAAAUUGGAGACACUCAAAUACCUGCUGGACUGUUGGGCAUCCAUACAGCACGGAUUAUUCGUCUUGCCAGUUGCGGAGAUAAGUUAAUGACAAUCCGUCGCAAUGCUUUCCAGUCGUCUGCUACCACCAUGGAAGAGUUUGUUGUCUACGAUUGCAACAUUGCAUCUUUGGUGUGGACAUUUUUGGACAGUUUUACUAGUGUAAACUUGUUGCAAUUGGAAGGUGCCAUCAAUAUCCAAUCCCUGGGAAAUUUACCUUCACUUCCCAGUCUCAAAUGGCUAGCCGUCAACAAUUGCAAAGGAUUCAGUUCACUUAAUUUCCCUGGGUCAUCUCUCGGUGGCUUGGAAAACCUCAUCAUGACGGAAAAUGUGGAACUGACUGAUGGAAAAGCAGAGUCGAUCCUAGCAACGUUGAAUGGGGCUAGUAAUUUAGAAAUUGUGUCUUUGAAAAAUAAACCCAUCGAUCACCGCCAUCCCGAAUACGUUGGCCAAUUUAGUCGCUUUACAUUCGUUGGAUGUUUCCUUGUGUGACAUAAAUUCCAUCUCUUCCGGCUCUCUUUCCUUCUCCGCCGAUGUCAAAUCGCUAGACCUCACGAAAAAUUCUCUAUCAGACAUCUCUGAUGACUCUUUCGAAAAA
Molecule: messenger RNA, 953 nt
Organism: Daphnia pulex (common water flea)
Lineage: Eukaryota; Metazoa; Arthropoda; Branchiopoda; Diplostraca; Daphniidae
Exons: 2
Coding region: 47-847 (266 amino acids)
Cellular component (GO): membrane
Source: RefSeq, a predicted model, not a curated record